AUGGCAGACGGGAAACCCAAGACGCAUUUCUACCAAAAUCUCAACAUCCAGCACCUCCCCAUCAAAGAGCGAGUCGUUGCUCUACAAAAAGAGAUUUCCCAGGACCCCGACUAUCAAGGCUUUGACUACCUCACUCUCAAAGAUGGAUUUCAACUCCUAGAAGCUGUGCCGAACAGAACAGUAUGGGAAGCAGUCAUCACCUCUCGCCUUUGCAAUAAAUCCGGCAACCUUCACGGCGGUGCUGCUGCUACCCUAAUGGAUAAUUUGACUUCCACAGCUCUAGUCACAAUAUCCAAACCGGGCUUCCUCGAUGCCGGCCAUGUCAGUCGGACGAUCACUAUGUCGUAUCUACGGCCCGUUCCCAAAGGUUCCACCGUCCGAAUUGAAUGUGAAGUCCAGGCCGCAGGGAGGAAUACAGCGAACCUCUUGGGAAGGAUGUUUGUCAAUGGGAAGCUGGCCGUCACUUGUGUACACGACAAGGCUGUUUUUUCGUCACGCUCAAAGCUGUAG
Exophiala aquamarina CBS 119918 is the source of this 510-nucleotide messenger RNA. RefSeq lists its product as uncharacterized. Gene Ontology annotation, molecular function: fatty acyl-CoA hydrolase activity. The transcript has a single exon. NCBI's taxonomy places the organism in Eukaryota, Fungi, Ascomycota, Eurotiomycetes, Chaetothyriales, Herpotrichiellaceae. The record is from RefSeq and is a predicted model, not a curated record. Bases 1 to 510 code for a protein of 169 amino acids.